CUGCGCGUGUCGUGUUUAUAGAGACUAGAGCGGCGCGUGUCGUGUUUAUAGAGACUAGAGCGGCGCGUGUCGUGUUUAUAGAGACUAGAGCGGCGCGUGUCGUGUUUAUAGAGACUAGAGCGGCGCGUUUAUCCCCAGCUUAUCCAGGAAAGCUAGCUAGUGGACUACAAAGUUAAGGCUACCAGAGAGCCAGCAGGCAGACUAAAUUAAUGGUCUGUUGUUACUAAUGCUUCUCCAUAUUAACAACAGAGCACGAUAACAGUAUUUUGUCUCCUGCGUGGAGCAGACCUCUGAGUAUUUGGAGAAUGCUCAGUUGUCGAUGCUUCAUGUGCCAUUCAGAGCGAGACCCCAUUCUUCAUGGAGCCUACACCUUAUGAAAUGAAGUACAUUUGUAUCAGUGGAACUCUAAAACAAACACAACCCCGGACGUUGCAGACCAUUUGCAUCAGCAUCAGACAGUGAUGGAGACGUGUCUGUGGUGUAGCGCGGAGAGUGAUGAGGUUGUCACGGUGACGCUUCAACGCUACUGCACCGACAGGAUGUCGCCCCAGGAAAUGCAGAGCGCGAAUGACGACCUCAUCCACUGUGGCGAGUGCGUGGUGAAAUACCACGGUGUACGAGAUGGAGUUCCUCAUCUGCACAAGCGUCUGUGGGAGCUCGAGACGAGUCGGCUGCUGAAGGUGUACCAGAAGCUGCUGGACGUGAAGCUGGAGGAAGCCGACGUCUACGUGGUGGAUGAUGGUCACGAGCGCCCUGUUCUGGAGUUCUCCCCGGAGGAGUUCAUCGUCCGCUUACGCUUCCCCAUCAUGGAGGUGCUGAAGUACCCGUACCUGCUGUGCAACAGGGAUCUGUGUAAUGUGCUCGUCAAGGUGAUCUGCAAAAUGCAGGAGAUGGAGAACCCAGUGCCCGUGACGGGUAAAUAUCAGGGCAUCUACCUUCUGAUGGUCCACCCCAACGAGAUGGUUCGGCGCUGGGCGAUAGCCACAGCCAGGUCGCUGGGCAGAGUGGACAGGGACAUGUAUUACGAGCUGGAAGAGAUCUUCUCCUGCAUGUUCUACAUCGUCGAGCUGGGAAUCUCGCUGGACUUUCCUGAACUAGAUGACUACUGCUCCGGCAAAAUCCAGAUGCUGCCCUCGCAUCUCUACGACUCCAAGAACAAAAAGAACUACUGGCUAGGUGUCUGCAUGCUGCUGAUGCAGCUGGAUUCCCAGGCUAUGGACUCCUUGUUCAUGGGCCCUGAAAAGUGCACCAACAUCCUGCAGUGCAUCCUGAACACCAUGACCGACCGCCAGGAAGAAGAAGAUGGAGCCUCUGACCCAUUCUGGCCAGCCCUGCAGUGUUUCAUGGUCAUCUUGGACCGGCUGGGAUCCCAGGUUUGGAGUCGGAUAGAGCCCACGGAUGCUUUUCAGGCCGUCACUCUCGCUCCCAGCUACGUAGAUGAAAUUCAGAAUAUCCGCCAGAAAACCACAGGGACAAGAGUAAAGUUGGAGCAUAAGGACGAUGAAGACAUGGUGUCAUGCAGUCAGAUGGUGUAUGACUGUUAUUCUGCAGAACAAGGAAAUGGGUGGUCAGACUGGCCUUCUGACAGAACUGGGAGCAGCACUGCUGUUAUUUUUGAAGAGAUGAGCUGUCUAGUCAACAUCUUGCAGUCAGAGAUCGGGCAAGACAUGCGUGUGUAUGGAAGCACGUUUCUCUGGUUCAUUCCCUUCGUCCGCUCCGUCAUGGAGCUUCCGGAACUUGGCAUCGUCUUCCUCGUUAUCCACUACCUGUGCGAUAAAAUAAACAUGGAUGUACUGUCUGGACAUGCGCACACCUGUGAUAAGGUCACAGAGUUUUUUGUCCGCGUUCUUGUUGAUGUCAUAGAACUGCAUCUGAGUAAAGACUGCAUGAGCGUGCUUGAGCCCUGCACUCGCGAGUGGGUGAUGGUGAUAGUUCUAUCUGCCAUGCUCUCGGGUGAAGCCUGUGUCAAUGUGACUUCAGAUAGGAAAGGUAGAUCACACAGAGUCACCUCCACUUCCUCCCACGCAUCGGUAACCGGAGUUGGUGCAAUGAGCCAGGCUUGUAUGAAGUUGAUUCUUGCCCUCUUGAAGAAGGGGAGACGGAUGGGCACAGAUCCAGACGCCACCCGGUUUCUGAACCUCCUCAACGUUCACCUGCGCGAGGUCCCGUCCAGAGGGUGGAACCUUACGAAAUCGGAGUGCGACGAUCUGCAGAACUGCUUGGGCAAGCUUGCGAAGGCGAUCGGCAGUAGGUCAGCUGCCUCGGCGGUUCCAUCUGUUCUGCCAACACCACCAGCAGGUCCACCAGGAAGUUUAAUUUCUCUGAAUUCCACAUCCCCUCAUUCUCCACAGCAGCCCCAGUGCAAAGAUGCAGAAACGUGUACCCGAGCCGCAUUCAGUGUCGUUAAAGAGGAACCACAGUGGGAAUGUGCGGAAACACAAGAUUUUUGCAGUGGCCUUGAGACUAUUGGCGUGAAAAAGGAACCUCGAAGCCCCGUAUUGAUCUCAGAGAUUAAGGCUGAGUUGAAGCCAGAUUUUGGGAAAAUGGAGGAAAUCCGGUCCAAACUCAAUGAUGGUCAGAACUUGGUGAAGAUCCAAGCCAUUGCAAUGAGGAGGUCUGAUUCUGGACGGGGACUAAAUGAAUGCCACAACUUGGAAGAUGCAGGAUGUGUAUCAGGAAACACUUAUCCUGCACCCUCAGGCUCUGCCAAGCAGACUGAGCACUCUAAAAAUAAUUGGAAUGAGGAUUCUGAUGAGGACGCAUCACUCGUCCGAAGGCGUUGUCGGAAAAUGUCACUUGGAGGGUUGUCCAGUGAUUCCGAACAUGAUGCAUGUGAUUCUCGGAACAUGUCCACACAGCCCUUUAGAAGUGCAAUGGAGGAUGCGCACUCUAACAUAAUCGUCAUUUCAGAUGACGAGGUUGAUGCGAGUGAUGAGAAGUUGGUGGGAGAAGGUCCUUGCAGUGAGGCAAGCAAAACAAAAAGUGUCUUGGACAAGAGUCCAGGACGUGAUUAUGACGAUCAGAGUGAAUCGCAGGUGUUUGAGUUUGAAACCCAAGAAAAUAUACCAUCUGCCUGGGAUAACUUGUCUCUUGAUGGUCCGGCCAUGACCAAGAAGCACAAACGUCACACGACAUCUGAAGCUUGUACCAGUUGUGAUGCUGCAGAACCUUUGUCAAGUUGGGCUAGCAAGACUCAACCUGUUACCGAUGAAGACAUCGAGAAAGCCUGUCAGCAGGUGGAGGAGCAGAUCAGUAAACAGCAGCAGCUAUGGGAACCAUUUGCCUCAAGCACAUUGGCACCAGCCAAGCCAAGUGAUUCCCCUGAAAUGCAGGAUCAUUUUAUCCAACCCAAACCUAGGGCCCCCAAAACUCCCACUAAGAAGUCUGCCAUGGCUGACGCGAAAGGGAAACCGUGUCGGAACAAAAAAGCCGUUCUUAUUCAACCACUGAGUAAAAAGCUGAAUCGCGGGUCACACUCUGCCUCAGCUCAGGAGUCAGAGAAACCUCCCCCUUCCAUGACUCCAUCUUCUGAGCCUCCCGUCUCCGUUUACCCUUUGACGAGCUCCUCUGUCACAUGCCAGAUGUCCUCCCCUGCCAUAGUCCCACCAAAGAAGGUUCGCAAACAUGUUGAGUCGGAAUCUGCAGCGGAGCGUCUGGGGUUAAAGAAGAAGCAGAGGAAGGCGUUUGAACUUUCACAGCGGUCCUUGGACUGUGUGGGUGAGCUUCGGUCCUACGGCCAGAACGUGCAUGUGGAGCCGCAGCAGAAAUCAAAAAGAAUUCGUGGAAAGGGGAAGCCCCAGCCGAAGCUGAUGGGGAAAGGCAGGAAGAAGUUGCUUGCAUUCCAAGAAGUACAGUGUUGCAUGCAGAGCCGAAGGAAGUGCCAGAGGUUGAAGCCAACCUCUGCUGCACCGCAGAAACCAGCAGAGAGUCCUGUAACCGAGACCCUAUCCAAGCCAACAUGCACACCUGGAAGCACUGGGGCACCAGAAAGGGGGGAGGAGGAGGAGGAGGAAGACGACUACAGUUUCCUUCCAUGCUCUCAGCCUGAUCCUGACCAAAAGACAGACUCUAAGAAGGCAGCCAAACGAGUCAAACUUGCCAUGCCAGAGGAAUUCGAUAAAUGGAGAAGUGAACAGAUUUCGCAUGCGUUGUUGUCAGAUUCCCGUUCUCUUGAGAGCAGUAAGGGCACCGAUGGAAGUGCUAGCUCAACGACUGAAUGUACAGAAAGGGUAAAUGAGGGUGGUCUUGACAACGAAGACGAAUGGAGGUCCCUUACACAGAACGAAGCCACGGACAUGGAGUUAUGCUCUCAGGUGGAUGAAAUGGAGCAGUACGGUUUCUGGACCCAGCGAGACCCUGUCCAUAUGGAUAUCGACACAGCUGAACCUGAUACAACUUUGGGAGGUGCAGGUGCAGCUCCUAAUUGUUUAUCUACCUCUGUGUCUGAGAGAGCCACGCCUGCUGUUCCUGCUCAGAGCUCUAUAAAUGACGGUCUGUUCCUAAAGCCUGGAUUGCCCCCUGUAACUCAUAAAGCAAAGCCUUCCACAGCCAAAAUCUAUGCCUCCAUUUCGCGCAGUGCCUCUUUGGCCAAAGAAAUGGAAAAAGCAUCUAAGCAUGUGCCCACUGCCUGCGUGGCUAAGGCUAAGGCUGCACAUUCCUCACCCCUUGUCCUGCCUCUACCCAAUCCUGCGAGGGUUCCACCUGCACCACAACCUCCUCCGAAGCCGUUCAUUCCUCCCCAACCCCCCAUGGGUUCUCUAAACCAGGCUGCCAAGGCUGUGCCAUCCAAACUUGCCCAGCCCCCUGCAAACCAAGCUAACAAGGCUGUACCUCACAGAUCCAUCCUGCAUCCUUCAAACCCCUUCCCCAAGUCCACAGAUCCUCUUCCUAAUAUAUCUCAGGCUUCCCAACUACGUUCCUAUAAUACCCGCCCAAGACCAGCAGCACCGGUCUCUGUGCCAGCAGCAACGAUGGACCUGCCGCAGACCUUGGACCAGUCCUAUUUGACACAGGCGGUUCUGAAGUGGGAGCACCGCAUGUUUGACAACUACAAAACCUUUGGGCCGCCAGAUGACUUGCAUCCCCUGCCCCUGAAGAAGGUGCCAACUAUGUUCUCCAGCUACCCGGAUUACUUCAGCGUCUUGUUCCCCCUGCUGCUUCUGAAUGCAUUUGAGGAGCUGGCUACUGAGUGGCAUAGUGGUAGCAAGAUUGAACUUGACCUCAAAGUCCAAGGAAUUGAAUACUGCAAUCGUACUGCCAGUGCCAGUUUCACAGCGAGCCUGAACUCUCAGCAGGAUAUGAAGCAGUUGUACCCUAAAGAAGAAGACCUUGUGUUUCUGUGGCUCCCGGAAAACACUGGAGCAUACACCAGUGACGAACCGGAGAUUCAUGACUCGCUUCCCUGUGUGGGCUUUGUGUCCCGCUCAGUGGUGUACAGCAAGGGAGGAGGUCAGCCCUCAACGUUGAACCUGACGAUUCAGACACGCGGGAACGUGUCGUCUGUCAGUAACAAGCCCGUGCGCUGCAAGGUGAUUGGCUCGUUGGUCACCACGCUGCGGGAGUUCCGCGCGCUGUGUGAGCUGAAGCUGGGCAUGAUGAAGAAGGCCAUCCUCUCGCGGCACGUCGCAUACCUCACACCCUGCCAAGAAGACCAGCGUCAGCGGGGCACGCCGACCUUUUAUCUGCAGGAGAGCGUUGGGGAUGUGUAUAACGAAGACCAGGAGAAGGCGAUUGGCUAUGGUGUUGCAAUGGUGAAAAGGUCCCAGAAGAUGCCAAAGAUCCUGUUGAUACAUGGCCCUCCAGGAACUGGCAAGAGCAAGACCAUAGUUGGUCUGCUUUAUAAACUUCUUAUAGAUGACCGUGCGAGUACAUCGGUAAGUCACCAGGGCAAGUGUAGCCGGAUGAGGAUUCUGGUGUGUGCACCUUCCAAUGCUGCCAUCGACAACCUGAUGAAGAAAAUGAUCCCCACCUUCAAAGAGAAGAGUAACUGCCCCCAAGGGAACUGUGGGGACAUUAAUCUGGUGCGGCUGGGAAGUGAGAAGACCAUCUCGGCAGUGCUGCACCCCUUCAGCCUGGACCGCCAGACCAAGGCCCGAACACUGAAAGCCCAGCAGGCGUCUGAUUCUGAUAUACAGAGGCAGAAGGAGGAGCUAGAACAGCGUAUUGAGAAUAUCUCUCAGCAGUGUGCCAGGACUCUCAAAAAAUCAGACGAGUUUGUGCAGCUGAUGGCCCAGAAGUCUCAUUAUCUAAAGGAGCGUGAGAAGCUGGGCAGACAGCUGAAAGAGAACCGCCGUAAGCGUCAGGAGGUGCAGGCGCGCCUGCUGCAGGAAGCUAACGUGAUCUGCUCCACCCUGAGCACAAGCGGGAGCGUCGUCCUGGAAUCUGCCUUCCGCCGCCUUGGCCGGGAACCCUUCAGCUGCGUCAUCGUGGAUGAGGCGGGGCAGGCUAAAGAAACUGAGACCUUGAUUCCAUUCCUGUAUCGAUGCCCCUCCCUUAUCUUGGUGGGUGAUCCUGAGCAGCUCCCACCUACUGUCGUCUCCCAGAACGCGAAGAAACUGGGCUAUGACCAGUCCCUGAUGGCGCGCUUAAUGGUGAGCCUUCAUCCCCUGCAGUCUGCCAGCGUCUUCCUCAGCAUGCAGUACCGCAUGCACCCCGACAUCUGCGAGUUUCCCUCCAAGUACAUCUACAGCAAGAAACUGAAGACCCACUGCAGGACUGCGGAGAAGAGGUGUUCCCUGAACUGGCCCUUUGAACCCUACCGAGUAUUCGACGUGACGGAUGGAAGGGAGAGCAGAGUGAGAGAGUCCUUCUACAACCUGAAGGAGGUGCAGCUGGUGCUGCUCCUGCUCAGCCUGGUUCGGGAGGAGCAGGUGGUUCGCGUGGGUGUCAUCACACCCUACAACGCCCAGAAGCAGCACAUCCUGGAGGCACUGAAGGACAGCAGAAGCCCCUCGGUGGAAGUGAACACUGUGGAUGGGUUCCAAGGCAGAGACAUGGACUGCAUUAUUGUGUCCUGUGUAAGAGCCGGUAGUAAAAUGGGAUCUAUCGGGUUUGUUGGAAAUCGACAAAGAAUGAAUGUGACCAUAACCAGAGCCAAAUUCAGCCUGUUCAUAUUGGGACACCUUUGCACAUUGAGGGAGCAGAGUGACUGGGGCGCAUUGAUCGAAGAUGCCGCCAGACGAGGAACCAUCAUCAAAACUCAAGAGCGAGACUUUCACGAGGCCACGAGGAAGGUCCUGAAGCGGGACCUGCUGUCCCGCAAUCCCUCUUACCCACAUACAGGCGGGCUCGUCCCCGCCCGCCGUCCCUCCGAGCCGUCCCACAGCCGCUCGCCUACAGUUUCCUCGUCGACCGGCGGCUGGUCACGGCGAGCGUCCCUACCCCCAACCCAUGCUGACCGUCCCAGAGAUCCUCGACUGUCCUCCAGACCUUCAGACGCUCGACUGGUCGAGGCCCAGCCAAUCAGAGAGCUGGACAGAAGCAGGCAGAGCCUGCUGCAUCCGAAGCAACCGGUCAGAGAGCCGGACAGAGACUGGCGGCGCUCGUGUCCGAGGCAACCGGUCAGAGACGGGCAGAGCCUGCUGGAUACGAGACAACGGGCACACGGGGAGGCCCACCAUCAUGACGAGGAUCCCCAUGUACGCACAGACCCCGCCCACUCGUCUCCGUGGUUGUCACAUCGGAAGCGCAGGAGAUGAGUCCCUGUUUUAGUUUUGUUCGAUUUUAUUAAACCCUGGGUCUAAGAUGCAAGACUAAGACUGAUCCUUUCACCUCCCAAAAUGGGAGCAGCUUUACUUACAUUGGAAAGAAAAUCUGGAGAACAGAAUCUGGAAAACUCCCAAAUCCAGCAAUUCCUUGUUCGAAGGCUCGAUUCAGCCUAAUAGUGCCAAUUUUAGCCUCAUGUGCCUGUCAAAAUCAUUUUCUCAAAACCAAAAAAACACAAAAAAACUGCUCUGCACUUCCACCUUGGUUUCUUUAUAUAAAAAAAAAAAAAGUCUAAAGUAUUGUUUGUAAAUGAUUACAUUUUUUAUGGGAAAUACUUUUAUUCUGUAAACAUUGACCUAUGGUGUGAACUGA
Molecule: messenger RNA, 8076 nt
Organism: Electrophorus electricus (electric eel)
Lineage: Eukaryota; Metazoa; Chordata; Actinopteri; Gymnotiformes; Gymnotidae
Gene: setx
Product: senataxin
Biological process (GO): termination of RNA polymerase II transcription
Cellular component (GO): nuclear body
Molecular function (GO): transcription termination site sequence-specific DNA binding; helicase activity
Source: RefSeq, a predicted model, not a curated record